Molecule: messenger RNA, 1460 nt
Organism: Odontomachus brunneus
Lineage: Eukaryota; Metazoa; Arthropoda; Insecta; Hymenoptera; Formicidae
Gene: Sbds
Product: ribosome maturation protein SBDS
Exons: 2
Coding region: 316-1077 (253 amino acids)
Biological process (GO): ribosome biogenesis; cytosolic ribosome assembly
Source: RefSeq, a predicted model, not a curated record
GAAAAUAACAUUAAAAUAGAAUAUUAUUAAUAUAAGAAUUAAUUAAAUUUAAAAACAACAAAGAAGAUCGGUUUUUUAAUUUAAAAAUAAGUAUCAAUUUUUAGCCUAUUCCACAACAAACAUGGCCUAUUCCAUAUGAUCCAUCAUCAGUUCCAAGUUUACUGUUUGUGUAGCAACAUGGUGUAAUAUCUCUUACUAUUAGGCGUAAGAAAAAAGAACAGGAAAUUUGUCUUCUAUUUCUCUGCGUGUUUAUCACGCGUUUCAAAAUAGCCAAUUUAUUUGUUGUGGCAUGCCGAUUUUGCAAUUAGUGCGAAAAUGUCGUUAAUAUUUACACCAACGAAUCAAAUAAGGUUAACAAACGUUGCUGUUGUUCGCAUGAAAAAAGGUGGCAAGCGAUUUGAGAUAGCCUGUUAUAAGAACAAAGUGGUUUCUUGGAGAAGCAAAUUGGAAAGAGACAUUGACGAAGUACUACAAACACACACAGUAUUUGCUAAUGUAUCGAAAGGCCAAGUAGCCAAAAAAGAAGACCUCAUAAAAGCUUUUGGCAUUGAUGAUCAAACUGAAGUAUGCAAGCAGAUACUUGAAAAAGGAGAACUUCAAGUCUCUGACAGAGAAAGGCAUAUGGCAAUAGAUUCCAUGUUCAAAGAUAUUGCUACUGCAGUUGCUACUAUGUGCGUAAAUCCAGAAACAAAGCGUCCAUAUCCUGUUUCCAUGAUUGAGAGUGCCAUGAAGGAUCAACUACACUUUUCUGUUAAACCAAAUCGAAAUUCUAAGCAACAAGCACUGGAAGUCAUUUCACAAUUGAAGGAAAUGAUGCCAAUAGAACGUGCUCAAAUGAGGCUCAAAAUUGUCAUUCAAAGAAGGGAAGCAAGAAAAUUAAGAGACAAAGUAGUUAAACUGGUUUCUAAAACAGAAUCAGAAGAGUGGGACAAUGGAGUAUUAACAAUCACUUGUUUAAUUGAUCCAGGUCAAUUUAGACAACUAGAUGAAUUAGUACAAUCAGAGACAAAAGGCUCCGCUUUGUUAGAAUUACUUUGUUUAAAAGAAAUAGUGGAAGGAGAUAAGGUCCUAGAAUAAAUUAUAGUUUACUUGAAUUGUUAUUAAAUAUCUGUUAAUCACUAUUAUAGUGAUUAUAUAGUGUCCAUAUAGAUUCCUAUUUAUUAAAUACAUUUUAAUACACGUUGACCAAACAAUUCUGUUGUGUAUAAAUUAUAUAUAUGUACAUAUAGUUCCUGUUUUUUUUAUCAUCUCUGGUUGAGGACAUUAUCUCUUGAUAAGUUCAUUUUGUACAUAAUAGCUUAUUAACUUUAACAAAGGUUCCCCAAAAAUAGAUAUUGUUUUAUCAUCUUCUCUAUUAUUUUAAUAAAUUUGAUAAUAUGUGCCAGGUCUCAAGAUGUACAUACAAUGUGUAGUACACUGUUAAUUCAAUAUAUUUUUCUAAUACAACAAUCACACAUGUA